Messenger RNA from Microplitis mediator, 681 nucleotides. Its product is annotated as corepressor interacting with RBPJ 1-like. The transcript has 6 exons. The record is from RefSeq and is a predicted model, not a curated record. Bases 1 to 681 code for a protein of 226 amino acids. Lineage: Eukaryota; Metazoa; Arthropoda; Insecta; Hymenoptera; Braconidae.
AUGCCGCGAUAUUCAAAUAUCGUGACAACGUUUUCGAUUGAGGAGGAAAUGAUUCAACUGAAGAAUCGGAUUGAAGAACUGGAAAAAAUCAAGAGCGAUAUUAGCAAGAAAGUUGAAGAUAUUGAGAAGGAAAUCGAAAACGACAUGAACACGUCAGAUGGCAACAACUCAAAAGCAACACCUCCUAUCGCAGUUGAUAAAGUAACGGGACAACAAGACGACAAAGAAAAAGACGACGACAAAAAAAAUAAAGGAAAAAAAUCAGAUGAAGAGAAAGCUCCAAUCAUUGAAAAAAUUGAGGGAUUGAAAUGGUGGCUAGAAAGAAUAGACCCAGAAGCGGCCGACAUCCUGAAGGAAAGUAUAUUAGCUAGCAUUAAAAAAGAAAGCAAUGAAAGUAACCAGGAUAGCAGAAACCCUAAAAAAUUCGUUCCUGCCACUGAUAAAAAACAAAAGAAAAAAAAUGACAACCAAAAAAAAUCUAACUCAAACUCCAGCGAAGGUGAAAGAAGCAGGACAUUCCGUGAAGAAUUGAGGGCCAUCAGCAGUAGUCGUUCUAAAAGUAGAGAUAAAAGUGGCAAGAGCUUCCAACAACAACAAAGUACUAGCCGUGAUCGUAUUGAUUCCAGAAGCAAUGGUCGAUCUUCUCACUCUCAUCGUGGCGGCUAUGCUUAUAGUAAGUAA